UGCGGUAUCUCCACUUGCCCUCUUUAGGACCAUGAAACACGAUCCCGUCGCGCCGGUAGCGUGGGGUAUAAAACGGUCCUGCGAUCACUGGGCCCAUCCGACCAAAACACAAGAACCAUGAGAAUAACAUCAGCGUGAUCGGAUAGUUUGAGCAUCCGCAACACGUGCUGCGUUAUUAUCAAUGAGAUGAGCCGCAGAUCUCCAGAUGAGCCACAGAGUCACACACUGGGAAGAUGAGCUGACACUCCUUCAAACCAUCUCACUUCCACCGAGAAAAUGAUGCUUUCCCCCGCAAGAAUAGACAGAUAAUGCUGGCAUUGCUUGUUUCUGCUCAAUGACGCUCGGAGGAUUUUGCGCAAGUAAAGAAGACUGCAUGGACACAUCCACUUUGGAGAGUGUUCUAAUGAUUUCAAUACAGUAAGUUUUUAUAGAUCGUUUGUAUUUUUUCAUAAAAGUAUGAGCUCGUUGUUGUUUGGAGAGGGGAUUUUGGGCGCUGCGCAAUCGGACGCGGUACCCAGAGCGCUGCGCAACGACCUGGGCUCCAAUAUUCACGUCCUGAAGACCCUCAACCUGAGGUUCCGCUGCUUUCUCGCUAAAGUCCACGAGUUGGAGAGACGAAACAAACUUCUGGAGAGCCAGCUGAAGCAAGCCUCGAGUCAGAGGUAUCAGAGCUACUCGUUUUCCCGUGAGGUGGGUGUCCAAACCGACUCCCAGGAAUCCAGACUGCCUGGCAACAUCUGGAGUUUUAGGCAUGUUUUGAGAAGUGGAGAGGGUGUACAGACCGUCCAGGGGCCCGGCGUCACCUGGACCCACCCGGACGGGGUCGGGGUCCAAAUCGACACCAUCACUCCAGAACUGAGAGCUCUGUAUAAUUUUCUGGCCAAAGUCAAACGGGAGAGAGAGGAGUACAGGAAAAAGUGGGAGGAGGAGGUGAUGAGGAGAGAACAGAUGGAGUCGAUGAUACAGACGCUUCAGGAGAACGCUCAGGAGUCCGAAGCCAUUCAGGAUGACUUGAACGAGAAGAUCGACAGAUUGAAAGCAGAGCUGGUCGUCUAUAAGAGUCUCAUGAGCGACCAAAUGUCCGACCUCGACACAAAGAUUCAUGAGAAGGCCAUGACGGUGGACAUGGACAUCUGCAGGAGAAUAGAUAUCACCGCCAAACUGUGUGAUGUAGCUCAACAGAGGAACUCUGAAGACAUGUCCAAGAUGUUCAACGUCAGUCCAUCCAGAGCACCAGCAGAUAGAACGGCUGUAGCGUGUCGAAAGAAAGAGAAGAAGCCGGUUUCAGAUGAGGAAACGUCUGAGAUGGACGCAGAUCCCAGCCCAUCAGAGGACGAAGUCCCGUUCAACAUCACCGAUGAGAUGAAACGCAUGCUCAACCAUCUGCGGGAGACAUUCGACAUCGAUGACGACUGUGACAGUUUGACAUGGGAAGAGAAUGACGAUACGCUGUUGCUGUGGGAGGAUUUUACAAACUACAACGUGCCCUGUGCUUUUAACAACGCCAACGGUGCUCCGGACUGCAACGGAGACGCCAAUGACCCUAACUCUCAGGACGGCAGUCUCGGAAGUCUCAUUGAUGAGACGGAGUCUCUCUUCAAGAACAGAGAGCAAGAAUACCAGAAAACCAUCGGAGAGAUUGAGAUGGAGUUGGCCACAGCUAAGAGUGAUAUGAACAGACAUCUGCACGAGUACGUGGAUAUGUGCAGUAUGAAGCGCGGGCUGGAUGUUCAGAUGGAGACGUGCAGGAGAAUGAUCAAGGGUGGCAGAAAUUCUCCUUCCGCGAGCUCAUCGGCCAGCAGUGACUCAGGAAACACUAACGAGAUACAGGACGAAUCAGACAAGGAUGGAGAGACAGACGGUCCAAUCAGCUGAUACCUGCCCAGCCUGGUCCCGCCCUCUCCCUGAUCAGCUCUGGGUCUUUCAGUAUUCAACCAACGGUGUUCAGCGCUACCGGUCAAAGAAAAACUGAGCGACAAGGCCCCUCCCACAAACUGAUUAUCCUGUAGGUGCUUUCUACCGUCUCAGUGUCAGAGAGAGGCAGAGUUCAUGAGGGUUGAUUCUGUGCUUCCACCGAUCCAUCGAUAUCAUCAGCGUGUUACACGAUAAUGUCAAAUACAUCAGAGUACACUAGGGUAACCAGAUGACCACAAUAACAAAAAUAAAGACGGAGAUCAUUUUUAAACACAGAAAAUUAUCAACACAGUCUUUGUCUUUACUAUUGUCAUAUACAAAUUUACAAACAUUGCUCAAGUUUUUGACAAUAACACGUCAUUCAGUUUUCUUUGGUUUUCUAAUCACUUUCAUUAUAAUGGCUUAAUUAUUUAUAAGGGUAAAAAAUAUAUGGGUAUCCCCGACACAGAUACAACUAUUGUUACAUGAAAUAAAUGGAUUACGUCUCUUUAGAUGUGGGACGUUGUUUGUAAAACUUGUUAUCGGGGCAUCUGGUCACCUUAGGAUUCACAUUCAAAAUCCACAGGCAUCAUUUUUCCAAAUGUUUUUAGAAACUGGAAAAUCUUUGGUUUGUCAAGUGAGCAGAUUGAAAGUCUGUUUCAGACCAAAACCUUCCUGAUAAAAGACAUCUGAAUGGUUUCACUUGGUAUUAUUAUCUUUUGCUUUUUAUAAAAAACUUUUUAUGUACUGUGCUGCAGAACCAAGUUGGCCUUUUGAAGCCAUCUCAUUGAAAAGAAAAGAGUCGUGAAUGUUGAACGCAGGAUGAUUGAUAUGUUCUAUGCAAACGGUCGGCCUUAUUCCGGAUCUGAUCUGUGUCACCUGUGUUUGUCUUCCUUAGUUUCCCACGCAGGUAAUUUCAUCUGUUAUGUAUAAUAUUUCUGUGUUUUAACAUGUCGACGAGCCAGCGCUGGCCCACAAUGUUUACUGACUAAUCUGUGGACAGAAUCUGUGGAACAGCGGCCCGUCCUGUUGAGCAUCUGCCACGAUGAGAAGUGUUUAAUAGACACAAUAUCUCAACUUUAAUGGAGCUAUAUGUGCCUAUAUAUGUUGCGUGUUGAUUUUGGAUGGCCUUACUGUAUUUCCAAUUGGAAAUGUAUUUACCAACUAUUUGCACAUUAUUUUUAUUGGCAUGGGGACGUUUGCCUAAACUGUUUCUUUGCAAAGGGUUUUAAAAAGUUUAGGGUGGAGGUUUUGAUUGUAUAUAGAAAAUGGAUGUAGCUGAAGAUAUAUGAUGACAUCAGCUGAAUAAUUGUAUGUAGAUGUACGUUACAAAAUCAUAUGAUCACAUCAACUGAGACCCUUACAAAAAGUAUUAAAGUGUGCUUUUAGUGUACUUUAAAUCUAAGACAAGAACAUAUACGUUCAGUCUACUUUUUAUGUAAAAUAACAUUUCAGAACAUUAAGCUUCUAGUUGGGUUUUGAUUGCGUAGCCUAUUAAAUUCUUUUUUCACAUAUAUUGUCUUAUAAACAUACAUAUUUACAUUUAUAAUGUAACAAUAUAAUAUAAAGAAUAUGUAAAUAAUAAACCCUAAUUAUGAAAAGUUCCCCUAAAGAAAACUUGUUUAAAGUAUAAAAACUACUCUUAUAGUAUAGUUGCAGCACGAAGUUUUAAACCAGUUCUGUACUCAAAGAUCAAUGUUACACUUAAAUGUAUACGUGUGUGAACUAAAAAGUGGGACAUUUAGUCCCAGGUAGUAUUGGAAUUGUCAAAUCACAAGUAAACUACAAGUACAUGUACUUAUUUUUUGUAAGGGUUUUAUUACUGGUGGAUUGAUAUUGUGCUGUAACUCAUUAAGGCCAGCGGGGGGCGCUGUUCCAUACAGAAGCCUGUAUGAAGUGUGUUGUUUGCUCAACUUCUGUGGCCUUUGUUUGUCAUGCUUGGUGUCUUCUGGAUCUUUUUGCAUUUCAUCUUGAAUGUUUUUGGGUUAUAGUUUAUAUAAGUUUUACAUAUGUUAGUCAUAUUAAUAAGAAAUUUGGGGAUUUGAGUGAUCAAUGAUUUAAUAAGCUAAAAAUAUGGUUUCAGGGAAGUUAAAAAAAAGUUUUAUAUUAAAUAAGAUUGCAGGCAGAAAACAUGUUUAGUGUUAUUUUUAUGAUUAUUUUUGCUUGGGAGAAAUAUCGAAUUUAUUUAGCAAAAGCUUCUAUACGGUUUGCUGUUUAGCUUGUGGAUAUGAACAUUUUAGCGAGUGGAUUAGAUUUCCUAAUCUAUCAAAGAUGUAAAAAAUCAGUUUUUGGAAUUUUAUAAAAAUGUCCUGUUUUUAUAAUGUUCAGGGUCACUGGGGGUCAUUGGGUGCUCGCCCCCAUAGAAAACUGAAACAUGCACUAAUAGAGAUUUUGCCUUUAAACCUGAAACAUUGUUUUUUAUUUUAUUUUUCAUUGUUUAUGGAGACUAAAUCAUGCUGCUUUUUUCUUUGUCUUAAAUCAGUCCCACACCCCAUUAAGGGCCAGAAUGUCACCAUCUUCAAAUCAUUUUAGAUUUUGAAAGAACAGUAAAGAAACGUUGGUCAAGUUAUCAAAAUCAUUGUCAAGCUAUUCUCAGUUCAUAUAUACAAGAAUUUAUCAGUUGGUAUUAGACAGUUGGGUUUUAUUAAUCCGUUGUGUCACAUAUUAUCAUUAUUUUAAAGUUCGUGACUCUUAAGCAUUAGUGUUUUUGUACAUGUGUUCAUCUGAACAUUCUCACAAAUGCCAAGCUGAAUGCUUCUCACAAUCAUACAAAUGGUUUUUGAAUUCCUAGCAAAUGUUUAAUUUCUAAGACCCUCUAUUAGAAAAUACCAUUAAACCAGCAUUUUCUUUAAGAACACUAGCUACAAAAUAAGACAUGCAAGUCAAACUAAGCAGCGUGAACUGUAUCCUUCUCAUAUUCUCAGCACUGUUUAUUAGUAUAUUUUUGGGUUUUAUUAUUUUGACUUUGGGAAUUAUUUUUGGUUUAAAUGUUUUUGAGUAUAUCCUCACAUUGGGAGUGAGAGCUAUUGGUGUAUGUUUCCAUAAUGAAUGUAAUUGGUGCUGGGGUCAAAGAAAUAAAAUCUUUUUUGUUGGGUCUCUG
Messenger RNA from Triplophysa dalaica, 4993 nucleotides. RefSeq names its product intermediate filament family orphan 2b (gene iffo2b). Lineage: Eukaryota; Metazoa; Chordata; Actinopteri; Cypriniformes; Nemacheilidae. The transcript has 9 exons. Bases 457 to 1875 code for a protein of 472 amino acids. The record is from RefSeq and is a predicted model, not a curated record.